Molecule: messenger RNA, 9482 nt
Organism: Ruditapes philippinarum (Manila clam)
Lineage: Eukaryota; Metazoa; Mollusca; Bivalvia; Venerida; Veneridae
Product: E3 ubiquitin-protein ligase RNF123-like
Exons: 37
Coding region: 123-3800 (1225 amino acids)
Cellular component (GO): cytoplasm
Molecular function (GO): ubiquitin-protein transferase activity; protein binding
Source: RefSeq, a predicted model, not a curated record
UUACUAAGACAUGCUGGUUGUUGUUAGGCACUUCCGGUGAUAAUGUCAGUCUCUAGCCAUUUCCAUACAAAGAUGUAGAAAUGCUAAGGUUUUAUAUAACAUGACAGGAUUGUAAAGGUACCAUGUCAAAAACUGCAUCACAGGCAUCUAGGCCUUGUAGUAAAGCUGAACAUGUUCAGUUACUGUCGGUCUCAAAAACAUCUGACUCAUUUGCGGCAGAUGUUAUUUCAAAGGUAUUUCCAUCAGCAGAAUUGGCAUCAGAAGCGAGUGCGGAUGCUGGGAGUAAAGUUGUAACUGUUAGCAACCUUGGCAGUCAUCUUGAAAAAUGGACUGAAGAUGCAGUUAAAGGCCAGCAAAUAACAGACACCUCAGAACCGGUUGAAGGUCGGCUUGGUCCAGUUGAUGUCACUUUCCAGUUUGACAUUCACACCAAUGUUGGAACAUUAAUUGUUGAUCAAGACAGAUUGGGGUUGUCAAGCCAGAGUAAUUUUAGCAGUAUGAAGGCAAACUGUUGUGUAUAUAGAGGAAAAUGGGCGUAUGAAGUAAUGCUUGGAUCAAAGGGUGUAAUGCAGAUAGGCUGGUGUACCAUAAAAUGCAAGUUCUCACAAGAAGAAGGUGUUGGAGAUACUGAGGAUUCCUACGCCUAUGAUGGUAGCAGGCAGAGAAAAUGGAACAAAACAACACAGAAAUAUGGAGAGGCAUGGUGUACGGGAGAUGUGAUAACGUGUACAAUUGACUGUGAUACAGGUUCUAUAUGCUUUUACAGAAAUGGUAAGAGUUUAGGGGAAGCAUUUUCGUGUGUAAGACUUGGACCAGGAUAUGCCUACUUCCCAGCUGUUAGUUUAUCACUGGGAGAAAGUCUUAGAGCCAAUUUUGGUGCUACACCUUUGAGAUAUCCAGUGCCAGGCUACUCUCCCCUUCAAAGCUCACCUGUUACUGAUGUUGUGAAAACCAACAUAUUACUAUCCUACAUAGAGAAACUGCUGAAAAUUCACAUGGAAGUGGUUGAGGUUCCUAAAUCACCUGACAAGGAAAUGUUAUCAAAGGAGAAAAAGCCCGCCCCACUUACAGAAACAAGAAGUAAAGAAAGUUCCGUACUGCUGAUUGUUGCCCAAGUCUUUGAUAAACUUGCACCUUACUUGAGAAAUACAUACGUUACAGAAGCUUGCUUGUUAAAGCUUGUACUUAGACUGAAUGAUGUCACCAUGGCAACAAGUCAUCAGCCAAUCAUAUCCAAGCUUCUAGACUACAUGUGGGCUUUCAUGCAGGGAUUUGAGGUCCGAGGUUGUGUGGAGAACUUAAUGGUAUCACUCCUGUCUUCAUACAGAUAUACCCCAACAACUACAGACUUUAGAAACAAUAGGCAGUAUUUGAUAUUAGUUCUGGCUGUAUUGAGACAUCAACAGACAAGAAGAUAUCUCCUAGAACAUGAGUUAUUUGACAAGGUCAAGUUUCCAAUGUUUCUACACAUAAAACCUCUAGAUGAUGCAGGAUUACAGCAACUUUCACCAACAGUUUGGUGGGACAUGACCUCUCAGGAUGAUGAGCCAGAUGAGACAGUAUCUGAGGAAGAACAGAGAAAUAAAGAUCUUUACACACAAUCUGUUGAUGUUUUAAGAGAAAGGAUUGAAGAGAUAGAACAAAUUCAAGUAGAAUUAUUAAAAGUUCUUCUGAAUCACAGAGAUCUGGCUGAUGGUAAAACUUCAAGACAGUUAUUCCUUGAAAAGUUUAGAAAGUUUAUCAGGGAGAAUAAGCCGAAUUCUCUGACACUUUGGCCAAUGCCUGUAACGUUAUGUUUCUUCCAUCGUAUGGUACAAGCACUAAGAUAUUACUGGGAUGACUUCCAGAAAGAAGAUCCAGCAAGAUUUGUCUUCAGUUCUGAGGCAUUUAUGCCAAUACAAGAGUUCUGGUCUGACAGUAGGGAUUCCUAUGAUGUACAACGUUGUGGAGGAUCAAUGUCACACCUUAAUAGAAUGCUAGGAUUUGAAGUGAACAAAGCUCAGGGAUUGCAGUUAUGUCAAGAUGGGGAGGUCAAACCUUUAGAAAAAUCCAAAUCAGCCAGCAUUGAGUAUCCUUCUACAGAAAUGCCAAGUGGUAAUACAUUAAUGGAAUUACUAGAUGGUGUAAUGAUGUUGUAUCAUAUAGCAGCACAUAAACAACUAGGCAAGAUGAAUGUGUUAAAAGAACAUAUACAGGAGUAUAUUCAGUCUUAUAAAGAUACUCUGAAAAAGUUGGAUUGUUGUCCUAUAGAGAUGGAUGAUGUAAGAGAUGAGUUAAUAAGAGCAAAGUCUGUGUUCCUAGAGAAGAUAACUGAACAGGCGAGACAGAUCUGCUGGGUGAGAGCUGUCAUUUAUUCCAAGCAAAAGCAGUUAGAUGUUGCCUGGUUACUGAAGUCUGCAUUAAAGACUGUGAGUAAAGCAUCGGAGUAUAAACUACUGUUCCAGUAUAUGCCGGAAUUCUACCUGGAUAUUGUCAUAUAUUCCCAUAAUGCCUUGAAGAACUUCUUUCAUCCCUACAUGUUGUUUGAAUCACUGCCAGAUUAUGAUGAGUUGAUCAAAGGGUUUGCUACAUUUCUAGUCAGUCAUUUUGCCGACUCAAGGAUUGUUGUAACUGAUACCAGGGAUAACAUAAUACAAGCACUCGCAUGUUUUACCUGUUAUGAAAAAUCACUGAAAGUGUUAGAAAGUUUACCAGUUGAAAAGUGUCAGCACAUGUUGAAAGCCCUGAUAUCUCCAUAUGAAAACAGGUCAUGGGCUCAAACCAACUGGAUUCUAGUCCGUAUUUGGAAGGGGUGUGGGUUCGGUUUUCGAUACACUCACUUGCCACAUUUAGUCCCAUCUAAAGUACAACUUACAGAAUUUGGUUCAGCAAGUUUACAGAAGCCAUGUCCAUCACCGAAGUUCCAGAGUUUGUUAGGUGAUAUUUUACGUUCUGAGCCGGAGGCGGCUACAAGGUUUAUAGAUACACUUCUCAACCAAUUAAACUGGUCGUUCUCAGAGUUUAUUGGAAUGAUGCAAGAAAUACAGACAAUUAUAUCAAGAACAGAAAGGAAGAUAUUUAUAGAGAGCCGCCAGCUCAAGAUCUGUGGGACUUGUUUUGAGAUUUCUGUAUGUCUGUUCAGGGUUGUUGAGAUGGUGGUUGCCAUAGCACCCACUCUCUUCACUGAUUGGACAAAACCAUCUGCUGAACUAUUAAUGCACAGGUUAAUUCAGCUUGUAUGUCUAGUGUUAAACAGAAUUACUCAGAAGGAUGGAAUGUUUGAUAGUGUUGUCUCAUUAUAUAUUACAGGUUUGGAGAGUGUCACACAUUAUCCCAUGCUGUCUGUUAUUGCAGGCAUUCUUACCAUGCUUAUAGUCAAUGCUGAUACUGAAUGUCAGGAGUUGGUAACCAAUGUAUUAUUGGCAGAUCAUGGUUUCCAGAUUACUGCCCUUGAAUUUAUGCUAAAUAAUCAUGAUGAUAAAGAGAAGGGAGCCGUGGGGGGUGUAAAACCAUUGAAGGAGAAACAGUUCGAUUUUAGAAAUUAUGAAGAAGUUAAUGAAGAAGAGAUAGGAAAUGUGGAAACUUUGAUCUCCCACCUACGUGAUAAACAGUCCACGUUUGUACGGCAAGAUAGUGAAAUCAAGGAUGAAGACUUGUGCCAAAUAUGUUAUGCUAGAAAGGAGACAACAGGUUUUAAACCAUGCGGACAUCAGUCCUGCAGGUCAUGUAUAAACCACCAAAUGUUGAUCAAGAAAGAAUGUUUCUUCUGUAAAGCAGUUAUUACAUCAAUUGAAGAUCUCCAGUCAACCACCAAAGUCUAACAAUAUUAAAAUGUUAUAAUGAUAAACAAUGAAAUUACUGAAUGGUUUAUUGGGAAUAAUGACUUAAGUUAUGACCUAAUAUUAGUUUAUAAUAACAUUUGAAUCCUUUUCCUAGAUGUAGGUACCCAACACUCCUGAACAAAUGUCCUGCAAAUGGACUUCAUUUUCACUGAACUAAAUACAUAUGUACACAUGUACAUUAUAAAUUACAGAUAGAACUUUCUCAUACUUUGCUAUUACAAAAAUGCAGAUUUGAAGAAGAAAGGUUAAAGUUAUUAACUUAUUUGUUAAGUGGACAUGAUUCUAGUUUGAAAGUUUUCAAAUACUCGUUUGUAUUUAUGAUUUGAUAUUUGUAUCAUAAUUGUUUAUUAUCUUCCCACAAAUAACACUGCCAUGUACACCAUUUAUUAUAAGGAUACUAGAUAGUAAUGAGAAUAUGCUUUUUAGCUCACCUGAGCUUGCUCAGGGUGAGCUUUUAGGAUCGGUGAAUGUCCGUCGUCCGUCGUCCGUCGUCCGUCCGGCCGUCCACAAUUUCUUGUGAACACUCUAGCGGUCGCAUUUUUGCCUCAAUCAUCAUCAAACUUGGUCAGGAUGCUUAUCUAGUUGAAAGCUCGGAUGAGUUCGAACAUGGGUCAUCUCGGAUGAAAAACUAGGUCACAAGAGCUAAAAAUAGAAAAACCUUGUGAACACUCUAGAGGUCACAUUUUUGACCCAAUCAUCAUCAAACUUGGUCAGGAUGUUUGUCUAGGUGAUAGCUCGGAUGAGUUCGAACAUGGGUCAUCUCGGAUGAAAAAGUAGGUCACAGGAGCUAUAAAUAGAAAAAACCUUGUGAACACUCUAGUGGUCACAUUUUUUGAACCAAUCAUCAUCAAACUUGGUCAGAAUGCUUGUCUAGUCAAUUGCUUGGAUGAGUUCGAACAUGGGUCAUCUCUGAUGAAAAACUAGGUCACAGGAGCUAAAAAUAGAAAAACCUUGUGAACACUCUAGUGGUCACAUUUUUGACCCAAUCAUCAUCAAACUUUGUCAGGAUGCUUGUUUAGAUAAUAGCUCAGAUGAGUUCGAAUAUGGGUCAUCUCGGAUGAAAAACUAGGUCACCGGAGCUAUAAAUAGAAAAACCUUGUUAACACUUUAGCGGUCACAUUUUUGCAUCAAUCAUCAUCAAACUUGAUCAAGAUGCUUGUCUAGGUGAUAGCUCGGAUGAGUUCGAACAUGGGUCAUCUCGGAUGAAAAACUAGGUCACAGGAGCUAAAAAUAGAAAAACCUUGUUAACACUCUAGUGGUCACAAUUUUGACUCAAUUGUCAUCAAACUUGGUCAGGAAACUUGAAUAGGUCAUUGCUUGGAAUAAAUCGAACAUGGGACAUCUCGGAUGAAAAACUAGGUCACAUGAGCUAAAAAUAGAAAAAUCUUGUUAACACUCUAGUGGCUACUGUUGUGAUCCAAAUAUUCUGUUAAUUGGUCUGAAAGUUUUUUUUGAUGAUUUCUAAGUCAAGAUCAAACAUGGGUCAUCUUGGAUGAAAAACUAGGUCACACCGCCCAAAUAUGGAAAAAACCUUGUUAACAUUCUAGUGGUCACAUUUUCGACUCGAUUAUCAUCAAACUUGGUCAGGAUGCUUGUCUAGGUAAUUGCUUGGAUUAGUUCGAAAUCGCAUGUGAAACUAGGUCACCGGAGCUAAAAAUAGAAAAAUCUUGUUAACACUCUAGUUGCUACUGUUUUGAUCCAAGUAUCCUGGAAAUUGGUCUGAAAGUUUGUUUUGAUGAUUUCUAGGUCAAGUUUGAAUAUGUGUCACCUGGGUAAAAAACUAGGUCGCACUGCUCAAAUAUGGAUAAUCCUUGUUAACACUGUAGUGGUCACAUUUUUGACUCACCUGUCAUGAGACUUGGUCAGAAUGCUUGUCUAGGUAAUUGUUUGGAUGAGUUUGAUAAUUCAGGUGAGCGAUCUAGGGCCAUCAUGGCCCUCUUGUUUAUAGUUUCUGUAUUUAUGUUCAAAUGGGAUAUUUUAAAAAGGGACUCCACUGAGCUUUUUUGACAUGACAGGACGGAAGUGGGAAUAAUUUUUCGAGAUAAAUGUUCUAUUUGAUGAAAGUGUGUGCAAAAUUUGAGAUCAUUUCCUUGCUCUGUUUUUCAAGAAUAGUUCAUUUGUAAAAAGUGACCCAAAAUUGAAAAUUGUUGCAAUGCUUUUAACUAAAAUCUGAUCAAGAAAAUCUCAAAAAUAUUAUUCUAACCAUUUGUUAAAUAUUUUUGCAUAUCUGUCUCUGUUGCAGAUCUAUGUAUGAAAUUCAAAUUUAUGUGUUAAGGCCAUUAAACCACAGUGGAGUUCCUUUAAAGAAUUGAAACUUUUAUGACUUGACAUGAUAAUUUUCAUGAUCGAGUUAACACAUUGUCAGACACUUACAUAUUUUUUGUCAUCUAAGUGCAGUAAUGGGCUAACAUCUCUUAAAUUUCAAUAGGCGUUAAUCCAUUACUGCACUACAGUAACAAUUUAUUUAUCAUUUGAAAUAAAGCCUUACAAAUCUAAACAUUUUUUUUUGUAUGGAUUAAAAAGAACUGAAAUUUUAUUUACUAAUUGUUUCUAAAUGUAGAUAUGAUAAAUUUGAAUUGUUUUAAUUAUUAUUACAAAAUGUCAACAAAGUAGUGACAUAUUUUGUCAUUAAGCUCUGGGCAUUUAAUUCAUAUAGAUCUGUUCAAAGUGUUCACCUACAUGUAUCACAAUGUUUCACAUGUCUUCCUUAUGAAAAAAAAGUUUGCCAUGAAAUUCCCCGGUGUUCAUUUCAAGAGAAAAAAAAAUAGAUGUCAAAUUGUUCAUAGACAGUGGGAGAUAACACCAUCAUUUCAACUGAUACAGAAAACGUACCCACCAAUUUGUCCUUAAUACGUGUAAAAUAGAGGCAAAGAUUUAUCCUGUUAAAACAUUUUAUCAAGCUGAUCUUGCUUUUUAGCUCACCUGAGCUUGCUCAGGGUGAGCUUUUAGGAUCGGUGAAUGUCCGUCGUCCGUCGUCCGUCCGGCCGUCCGGCCGUCCACAAUUGCUUGUGAACACUCUAGCGGUCGCAUUUUUGCCUCAAUCAUUAUCAAACUUGGUCAGGAUGCUUAUCUAGUUGAAAGCUCGGAUGAGUUCGAACAUGGGUCAUCUCGGAUGAAAAACUAGGUCACAAGAGCUAAAAAUAGAAAAACCUUGUGAACACUCUAGAGGUCACAUUUUUGACCCAAUCAUCAUCAAACUUGGUCAGGAUGUUUGUCUAGGUGAUAGCUUGGAUGAGUUCGAACAUGGGUCAUCUCGGAUGAAAAAGUAGGUCACAGGAGCUAUAAAUAGAAAAACCUUGUGAACACUCUAGUGGUCACAUUUUUGAACCAAUCAUCAUCAAACUUGGUCAGAAUGCUUGUCUAGUCAAUUGCUUGGAUGAGUUCGAACAUGGGUCAUCUCUGAUGAAAAACUAGGUCACAGGAGCUAAAAAUAGAAAAACCUUGUGAACACUCUAGUGGUCACAUUUUUGACCCAAUCAUCAUCAAACUUUGUCAGGAUGCUUGUUUAGAUAAUAGCUCGGAUGAGUUCAAUUAUGGGUCAUCUCGGAUGAAAAACUAGGUCACCGGAGCUAUAAAUAGAAAAACCUUGUGAACACUCUAGUGGUCACAUUUUUGCAUCAAUCAUCAUCAAACUUGGUCAGGAUGCUUAUCUAGUUGAUAGCUUGGAUGAGUUCGAACAUGGGUCAUCUCGGAUGAAAAAGUAGGUCACCAGAGCUAAAAAUAGAAAAACCUUGUUAACACUUUAGCGGUCACAUUUUUGCAUCAAUCAUCAUCAAACUUGAUCAAGAUGCUUGUCUAGGUGAUAGCUGGGAUGAGUUCGAACAUGGGUCAUCUCGGAUGAAAAACUAGGUCACAGGAGCUAAAAAUAGAAAAACAUUGUUAACACUCUAGUGGUCACAAUUUUGACUCAAUUGUCAUCAAACUUGGUCAGGAAACUUGUCUAGGUCAUUCCUGGGAAUAAAUCGAACAUGGGACAUCUCGGAUGAAAAACUAGGUCACAGGAGCUAAAAAUAGAAAAAUAUUCUGUUAAUUGGUCUGAAAGUUUGUUUUGAUGAUUUUUAAGUCAAGAUCGAACAUGGGUCAUCUUGGAUGAAAAACUAGGUCACACCGCCCAAAUAUGGAAAAACCUUGUUAACAUUCUAGUGGUCACAUUUUCGACUCAAUUAUCAUCAAACUUGGUCAGGAUGCUUGUCUAGGUAAUUGCUUGGAUGAGUUCGAAAUCACAUGUGAAACUAGGUCACCGAAGCUAAAAAUAGAAAAAUCUUGUUAACACUCUAGUUGCUACUGUUUUGAUCCAAGUAUCCUGGAAAUUGGUCUGAAAGUUUGUUUUGAUGAUUUCUAGGUCAAGUUUGAAUAUGUAUCACCUGGGUAAAAAACUAGGUCGCACUGCUCAAAUAUGGAUAAUCCUUGUUAACACUGUAGUGGUCACAUUUUUGACUCACCUGUCAUGAGACUUGGUCAGAAUGCUUGUCUAGGUAAUUGUUUGGAUGAGUUUGAUAAUUCAGGUGAGCGAUCUAGGGCCAUCAUGGCCCUCUUGUUUUUUAAACCCAUAUUUAGAUUUUUAACACCAUUUAUCAAGCUGCAAUCAAAAGUAAUUAGACUUUGCCACUUGUAUAGAGCCUGGUUAGUCUGUCACUAAAGCUGGUAGUUAUAUGACUUUAACAGUACAAUAUGAAAAAGUAUGCUAAAAUUCUGUCCAUAUGAUUGUACACAUCAUCUGCAUAUCAGCCUACUAUACUCUUAAUAUGGUCAUUUGUUUAUCCUUUAUAGUUCUUUCAUAGCAUUAUUUGUGAAAGUGCAGAAUUUAAUUAUUUUUGAGUAAAAUACUGAAUUCAAUAGGGCAAGUACAUUGCUGUCAAACCUGUAUUGGACAAAGUGCCUGCAGAGUUUGAUAUAGGUUUUGUAGCUGUGUACAAGUCCAAUGGAAUCAUAGUUCCAGAGACAUAGAUAACAUCUACAUCUCUGAUUGCUCUCAACAAUUUUUAAUGACCUCUUUAUUUCUAAUUUUUGGACAGAACUUUGUUAUUUCAUGUACAGUAGAGACUUUAUAUGGUUUUAUUACCCUGAAAAUGAGGCUAAAUUGAAUGUGAUAUGUGUUUGAUAUAGAUAUUUUGGACUCUGAAAAUGAAAAAAGGCUAUAUAUGGGUAUGAUAUGCAUUUGAUAUUGAUUUUUUGGACUCUAAAAAUGAAAACGAGGCUCUAUAGGGUAUGAUAUGCAUUUGAUAUGGAUUUUUUGGAAACAAGGACAAAUUAAACAAGGACAAAUUGAUAAGAUUGGAUCCAAUACUGAUUUUUGUUGGAUUAUCACAUAGUUCAAACGUUAAAUGUUAUUUGGUUAUAUUUUGUUAGGUGUGUAAUGAAUAUGUAUAUUAAACUAUAUAUACUGGGAUAUGUUUUAUAUCUAUGUAAUAUAUAGAUAUUGUUUACGUGUAUAUAUAUGGCUCAACUAGCUUGUUUUUAUAUGUAGAAUAGUCUAGACAUUAUGAUUCACAAAGUGCCAACUUCGAUUGUUUUUUUAUAUACUUUUAACAAAUAGAAGGGUAUAAUAGUAAUUUAAUGUUUGCUUUGCUUAUGAACUGUUUGUUUUCUGUAUAUAGUAUAUAUUAUUUGUUUAAGAAUACAGUUUGAUUGCUAAUUAAUAAAAAAAAGUGCUUAAUGUUA